This is a messenger RNA of Trichomonas vaginalis G3, 246 nucleotides long. RefSeq lists its product as uncharacterized. The transcript has a single exon. The record is from RefSeq and is a predicted model, not a curated record. NCBI's taxonomy places the organism in Eukaryota, Parabasalia, Trichomonadida, Trichomonadidae. The coding region runs from base 1 to 246 and encodes 81 amino acids.
AUGCCAGAGUUAUUACAGAUUAUUUUGGAUCUUGGCAAAGUAUCCAUACAAUUAAUUGGAGCAGAAAUCAACUUCCCGAAGAGAUUACGAGAAGUUGGUGUUGGAUUGUGUCACAUGAUAUACAGAAACGCUCCAGAGAUGUGGAAUGAAGUAAGACAACUUCAGUGCUGCGAUUUCAUUCGUGUUGGCGGAAGUAAGAUCAAAGACGACUUUGUUCAGAAGAGAAUGGAAGAACUGUUCUCUUAA